Moneuplotes crassus is the source of this 780-nucleotide messenger RNA. Lineage: Eukaryota; Ciliophora; Spirotrichea; Euplotida; Euplotidae. The record is from the annotation of a GenBank genome assembly.
AUGUCUUGGCUAUAUUUGAUAAUUCCUUUGCUAAUCCUUCUAGCUUACUUUGCUGUACAGAAAGGGAAAAGAAUGGAUAACACAGAGGAGUUUAGCCAUAAAAACUUCUUAAUUGUCAUAGCACAUCCUGAUGAUGAAGCAAUGUUCAUGACGCCUACUAUUAGUAGGCUAAAUCAGGAAUAUCUAAACAACGAGAUCACCCUCGUAUGAUUCUCUACUGGCAAUGCUGAUGGUCUUGGCAAGGUCAGAACUAAAGAGUUACAGGAAAGUUGUAAAUUUUUAGGUAUAAACCAGUCAGAGGUCAUUCACGAUGAAACUCUCUUCGAGGAUAGUAUGAAAGUUGAAUGGAAUGAGGAUAAAAUAUCUAAUAAACUCAAAGAAGUUGUUACACAAAUUUUUCCAGAGACUGAUAUUAUUCUGACUUUUGAUCAGUAUGGAAUAUCUUCUCAUCCAAACCAUAUCUCUCUGUAUCAUGGUGUGAAAAAUUUCCUCAGGAUUAAAGGCAAAUAUUGAAAAGUUUCAAAAGCAUAUUCUUUAAAAACUUUAAGCCUUUGGGUGAAGUUUACAAGUGUUUUUGGAAUAUUUUCAAGAAAUACAACUGAGGAUGGAAGACAACUGUUCGCAUUUAAUCCAGAUCCUAAGUAUGCUAUCACAUCUUUGUCAGUACAUUACUCCCAGUUCGUCUGGUUCAGAAAGUUAUUCACUUUGUUCUCUACUUAUGUGUAUUUUAAUGACUGGAAGUUGGUUAAGUAACUUAAUGUGAAAGCAAUUCUGAUUUGA